GUAGCAUAUGAGAGCUGUAACCAGAAAUGCACAGGUUCUCCUUGAAUGUACAAUGGGAAGCGAUGUGCCUCCACAACACCUUAUGCUGAGUACCACAAGGGGGCGUGUGGGUGCGGCCACGGAGGCAGCCAGUUUGGCUGGAACCAUGACCACUUCGUCACCGCCCCUAAUCAGAUGUUCUUUGAUGAAGGAUACGGCAGAAGGUGUGGUCAGAGGUGUGGGAAAUUCGUCAAACUUACAAACACAGGGGGCUGGGUGCCCGGCCAGGGAGGACCAGGUCCUUCAGGACAAUCUCAGGUGUUCAUGGUAACCAACCUGUGUCUGAAUGUUUACCCCAACCAGAACUGGUGUAACCAGGGAACUUGUCCUUAUGGUAACAAACACAAAGACUACGGAUAUGUGGCCCAUUUCGACUAGGAAAAUGGCGCCAAUCAAAUUUCAAAUUUUGGUUGGAACAACCCGGAAGUGAC
Molecule: messenger RNA, 470 nt
Organism: Saccostrea cuccullata (small rock oyster)
Lineage: Eukaryota; Metazoa; Mollusca; Bivalvia; Ostreida; Ostreidae
Product: endoglucanase-like
Exons: 2
Coding region: 46-417 (123 amino acids)
Source: RefSeq, a predicted model, not a curated record